AUGGCCGUGAUGGCCCCUCACGCCUCGCUCCUCGCCGCAGCUCUCCGCGUCGCACCUCCAGGCGAGCACUGCGGCCAGCGGCCCCGCCCCAACCCUCGUCGCCUCCGGCGCUCCCCAGCGGGCCAGCGCUGCACCGCGGCCAGCGCCCCCAGGCACGGCACCACGGCUGGCAGCCCCGCCUCGACCUUCCUCGCCUCCAGCGCUCCCCAGCCGGCCGGCCAGCCAGGAGGGCAGGCGGCUGCCUCCGGCCGAGCACUGCACGCCCCGCCCCCAAGCUCCGCAUCGUGGCCGGCGGCCCAGCGCGCCGCUCCUGCACCCAAGCCUGCGCCGCGGCGAGGUGGGCGGUCGAGCAAGGCCGCGGCGAGGUGGGCGGUCGACAACCUGGUGAAGGCCGGCGACCGGAUCAUCCUCGUCCAUGUCCUCCCCAAGGGGGCGGACGCCAGCCACAAGGAGCUCUGGAAGAGCACCGGCUCACCUUUGAUUCCUCUGCCGGAGUUCAUGGAGAUGAACGUGCAGGCGAGGUACGGGCUGAACCCUGAUAAGGAGGUACUGGAGAUACUGAAAGCUGCAUCCAAGGCCAAGCAGGUGGAAGUGCUAGCAAAAAUUUACUGGGGCGAUGCAAGGGAGAAACUCUGUGAGGCAGUAGAUGAUCUCAAGGCGGACUCAUUUGUGCUUGGUUGCAGGGGCUUAGGGCCACUGAAAAGGGCUCUCCUUGGAAGUGUCAGCAACUAUGUAGUCAACAAUGCAACAUGCCCAGUUACAGUGGUGCGUGGACCAACUAUGUGAAGUGCCUGAUCUUUUUUGCUUAAAGUUAGAGCUUUUGUAAUGCAGGGCACAUUUGGUAUAUCUGAGUUCAAGUUGUUUGAAAGGAUGGUGAUGUUUGGCUCUGGCUAUUAGCUUCAGUAUUAUUACUUGAAAUCUGUCAUCUGGUUAUGAUAUCAACAAAUUUCCCUCUGUUACAUCGACUUA
This is a messenger RNA of Panicum virgatum (switchgrass), 969 nucleotides long. RefSeq names its product universal stress protein PHOS32-like. Bases 1 to 786 code for a protein of 261 amino acids. The transcript is spliced from 5 exons. The record is from RefSeq and is a predicted model, not a curated record. NCBI's taxonomy places the organism in Eukaryota, Viridiplantae, Streptophyta, Magnoliopsida, Poales, Poaceae.